Molecule: messenger RNA, 294 nt
Organism: Hepatospora eriocheir
Lineage: Eukaryota; Fungi; Microsporidia; Hepatosporidae
Source: the annotation of a GenBank genome assembly
AUGGAUAAGAAUGUGAUGUAUGGAACUGGUGCUUUUAUAGAAAAGAUUUAUAUGGGUAGACAUAAAACUGAGAAGAAAGAAUUUGAAGAGUUUUUAAAUGUACUUAAUGAAAGUCUCUUUAGUCAUGAUAAGUAUCAUGUUUUAAAUCAUAAUUGUAACCACUUUACAAACUUUCUUUCUAAUCACUUCUUUAAGAGAGACAUUCCUAAAAAAAUUUUAGAAUUAGCUGAAAAAGGAAAAGACAGUAAGAUAGUUGGUUUUAUAUUCAAUAACAAGUCUCAGUUUAACCAAUAA